AUGCAUUAUACAUGGUAUGCAAUGCAAGAUGAUCUAGACAUCAUCUUCGACAAAAAGCCCCGAGCUGACACCGACAAGACAGGCGCCGGGACAGCAGCCUCGGUGCAUGGACAAGCAGACCUCGGAAUCUGCACGCUGAACGACAUGCGAGCGAACGCGGAGAUGCUAGCAAACCUUUCCCCGCGCACACCGCUGAUCGCCGAUGCCGACACCGGCUACGGUGGGCCGAUCAUGGUAGCCCGCACAGCAGAACAAUACGCGCGGUCCGGCGUGGCGGCCUUCCACAUCGAGGACCAGGUACAGACCAAGCGGUGCGGACACCUCUUCGGCAAGCAGCUUGUCGACACGGCAACCUAUACCAGCCGCAUCCGGGCAGCUGUACAAGCGCGCGAACGUAUCAGCAGCGAUAUCGUGAUCAUUGCGCGAACAGACUCGCUUCAGCAGCAUGGCUAUGAAGAGAGCUUGGCGCGACUGCGGGCGGCGAGGGAUGCGGGCGCAGACGUUGGAUUCUUAGAGGGCAUCUCGUCCCGGGAAAUGGCUCGCCGGGUUGUGACCGACCUGGCGCCAUGGCCCUUGCUGUUAAAUAUGGUGGAACAUGGGUCCACGCCUUCGAUUUCGGCGAAGGAGGCGAAGGAGAUCGGAUUCCGUGUCAUCAUCUUCCCGUUUGUGACUCUGGGUCCGGCUCUUCUGGCAAUGCGGGAGGGACUGGAGAAAUUAAAGCGGGAUGGCUUGCCUGGUCUUGACAAGGAAUUGACGCCUCAGAUGUUGUUUAGGGUCUGCGGGCUGGAUGAUAGCCUUCAUUUGGAUGCGGCUGCUGGUGGCGUGGCGUUUGAGGGUGGCGUGGAUGAGGAUGAGAAAUGA
Molecule: messenger RNA, 861 nt
Organism: Penicillium digitatum Pd1
Lineage: Eukaryota; Fungi; Ascomycota; Eurotiomycetes; Eurotiales; Aspergillaceae
Source: RefSeq, a predicted model, not a curated record